AUGACUCUGUCUCCUCCCGCUACACCAGGCUCUGGUGGCAGAGCUUGGGUCACUCUCAUCACCAAUCCAUCCUAUGUCGCUGGUCUCCUCGCGCUUCAUCGAACGAUCUCUUCACUAUCCGACUACCCACUUUUGGUCAUGACAACCCCUUCACUCCCUGAAUCAUACCAAACAUUUCUAAAGUCCUACGGCUUCACACUCAUCCCCGUCUCUCAUCUCUCUCCCUCCACAUCGCAACACGCCGGGUUCAACCCGGAUAUGGCGAGAUUGAACGAUGCCUGGACAAAGUUGCAGGUGUUUGGGCUGGUGGAAUAUGACAAGGUGAUCUUGAUCGAUGCGGACAUGAUCUUCUUGAAGGAUAUGGACGAGCUGUUCGAUCUGGAGUUGCCGGGGAGAGAUUGGAUCGGAGCAGCACCGGCUUGUGUCUGUAACCCUCUCAAUCUCGAGCACUACCCGAAAGACUGGCAAGUACAGCCCGCCUCCCUAUAUACCAUAUUGACUCUUCUCAGGGUUCCCGAAAACUGCAGUCUCUCGCAUCAACAAUCUCCAACCCCUCUCCUCUCUCCCGAAAUACCGUCCCUCGACGCACCCCGUACCGCCCAUCUCCUCAACUCUGGCCUCGUCGUCCUCUACCCGUCCACCACCCUCCUCGAUUCUCUCGUCUCCUUCCUCGAGACAUCACCCACCGUCGCUCAAGCUCUCUUUGCGGACCAAGACGUCAUUGCCGAGGCGUUCAAGGGCCGAUGGAGGCCGUUGCCUUGGUGGUGCAAUGCGCUCAAGACGUUACGGGGAGCGCACAAGGCGUUGUGGAAAGACGAGCAAGUCGCGAAUAUACAUUACAUUAUCGACAAGCCAUGGGCGGCACGCCCCGCAUCCCUCCCUCCCCAUCGCCCCUCUUCCACCAUGCCUUCGCCCGAUCUGCCCCCUUCCCCCGCCUCGGUCGAGUCUACGCAUGAAUGUCCGCCCUCCUACGCUUACCUCAAAUCGGCACUCACCAAGCGCCGCGCACUACCGCCCGCCUUGCUCGAGAUAGUGCGCAAUACACCCGAGCAAGAGAGCUUGACGGAUUAUGGAGAGGUACACAAGUGGUGGUGGGUGGUCUAUGAAGAUGUACUGGAGGAGAUGAAGACCAAGGGGGUCGAGUGGGAGAUGGUUGAUGGAUGGGUCACGCGGUAG
Molecule: messenger RNA, 1176 nt
Organism: Cryptococcus amylolentus CBS 6039
Lineage: Eukaryota; Fungi; Basidiomycota; Tremellomycetes; Tremellales; Cryptococcaceae
Exons: 3
Coding region: 1-1176 (391 amino acids)
Molecular function (GO): glycosyltransferase activity
Source: RefSeq, a predicted model, not a curated record